GUUCAACGUUCGCGCAUGCACGUUCAUUGUUACUGGACAUGGAGGGAUAAACUUAUUUACUACAUGAAGAAAGGAGGAAUGGCGCCGAAUAUAACGAGUAGCCCGACAGGUGUACUCUUUGAGGGUGAAACUCUGGAGGAGAGCUCAAGGGUGAUCGACGCGCCUAAAACGAAAUACAAGAGACAGAUCGUUUGGAGGAAUGUGAUUAUUUUCACGUAUCUUCAUAUAAGCGCCGUCUAUGGACUGUACCUCGCUCUUACAUCGGCAAAAUGGGCCACACUAUUAUUCACGAUCUUCUUGCAUGUAUACAGUGCUUUGGGAAUUACAGCUGGUGCUCACAGAUUAUGGGCACACAGAUCUUACAAAGCGAAAUGGCCGUUGCAGUUGUUCCUGAUGAUUGGCAACACAGUAGCCUUCCAAGAUGCGGCAAUCGAUUGGGCCAGAGAUCACAGACUUCACCAUAAAUACAGCGAGACGAACGCAGACCCUCAUAACGCAAAGAGGGGAUUCUUCUUCGCGCAUGUUGGUUGGUUGCUGUGUAGGAAACAUCCGGACAUCCGCGCGAAAGGCAAAGGAAUUGAUCUCAGUGAUCUGAAGAACAAUCCUAUACUGAGUUUCCAGAAAAAAUAUUACGCGAUUCUGAUGCCUCUACUGUGUUUUAUUGUACCGACUAUAAUUCCUGUCUACUGCUGGAACGAGACUUGGGGAAACGGUUACUUCGUCCCUACUGUUUUGCGCUACGUCUAUACGCUGAAUAUGACUUGGUUGGUCAACUCUGCGGCCCAUAUGUUUGGAAACAAACCAUAUGACAAGUAUAUCAACCCCGUGGAAAAUAAAAUGGUAGCCAUAACGGCGUUAGGUGAGGGUUGGCACAACUAUCAUCACGUAUUUCCAUGGGACUACAAAACGGCAGAAUUGGGCAAUUACAAAGUUAACAUAACAACGUUAUUCAUUGACGCCUGCUCAAAACUUGGUCUCGCGUACGAUAUGAAGAUAGUACCUCAAGAUCUGGUGCGGAAACGAGUAGAGAGAACCGGCGACGGAAGCCAUAACGUGUGGGGUUGGGGUGACAAAGAUCAGACGCAACAAGAUAGAGAUGUGACAAUGGUGGUGAAUCUGAAGAAAGAUCAUUAACGGACACAAAUAUUGUGCUAGGCUGAUCGUUUUCUCAAUAGAAAAUAGUAAACGACAGCCUACUUCUUUGUACAGUUCUUUACGGAAGGGGUGGUAUAUAAGUUAUCCGGUAAUCAAUUGAAAUAUUUUGGGAUAGCUCUUAAUAUUCUUAGUUAUCCGGUUAUAUUAGCAUCAGUUAUAUCCAAUUUUUCCGAUAUUGGUUUACAAUAAAGGAUAAAAUAUUGUAUAUUGUUUCGUUGCGUGUUUCCGCCAAGAUUGAUAUUCGCCCCAAGUGUACAAAAGUACGCGUUACUAUCGAACAAAGAUCUUUAUUCUAUUUUAUUAGUCUUAUGUUAUUGUAAUGUAAUCUUAAAAUAAUAGUUAACGUACUUUGAAUAUCAAUUUCUACAAAAUAAAAAAUAUUUAUAUCUUGAUUGACGGCGUAGGCUGUCUUGCGGAUUACUGAUCGCGGCCGAUAUUAUGGUUACGUGAACUCUAAGUGUCUUCAGUGAUUAUGGGUGAAAAUCGAUACUUCGGUUAGACACUUUAACGACGUCCUAGAUCGUAACGAUAGACUCGCAGGCGACGAUAGUUUAAAACUAUAUAUAUAUAUAUAAUAUAUAUAUAUAACUAUAUAUAUAUAACUAUAUAUAUAUAUAUACACCAAACUUCGAAGAACAUUGAUGCUUGUAAUAGCUGGUGAAACUGUUCCAUAGGAUUUAUGGAUACUGAAUUAAAUUUCUGUUCUUGAGCUCUCUAUCCGAUGGCAGUGUGGAUUCUGUUCUUAGGAGGCUUCUUUGCUGUCUUUGUCUUUUAUUUAUUUCAUAUUAAUAGUCGAUAUCAGAGCUGCGAAGGAUAAAAGGAGAUAAAUAUGAAUGUUUUUAGCAUGUUUAAUGAGAAAAAAAUGUUAUGUUAACGCGAAUUAUUAUAGCGACCACAUAAUUAGGACGCGUUAAACGUAUUCUCAUAAAGAACCAAGUGAAUCGAGAGAAAUUCGUCGAGGAUUUUAUGCUUUAUGAUAAUAUGCCUCUUUAGCCGUUUUAAUGCUAUAAAUCAUUCGUUCUUUCAAAAAUUGAAAAUUUUUCGUAACUCUGAUUCGUACGGUUUCACUAUUGUUUUUCACCUUACACAUUUCCGUUUUCCCUUUUAUGAUCGUUCCUUAAUCCUUUCAAGAUGCUUGCUCUCAUCCUACUUAUAUAAUAGCAUGCUAUUUUUGUAAUAAAAAUUCUAUCUUUCGUUUCUACUUUCUCUUUCCUGUCUUUCUCUUUAUUUUUAUUUGGAAAUUUAAUUACAAUACAACUUAAAUUAUUUAGUAGCGAUGUUUGAGUCAUUUAUGGGAACACUGGAAUUUAAUAUACUGCGUUUCCUUUUCCUCUCUUUCGACUCGUUAUUGGGUCGAAUUUAACCUUAGAAAGCGGAAACUAGAAGAAGAAUGUAAAAAAAUAUAGCUUUAGUUGAUCUUUCUUCGAAUAUUUUCUUUUUUCUUCUUUUAUAUUUACUUUUUUUAUUACUGAAUACAACAUUAAUUAUCUUCAUCGAUUAUCACUGAUAUGAUCCUAAAUAUUUUUCUAUGCGUAUGGUAGGAAGCAAUGUUCUUUUCGUUUUUGGAAAUUGACAUUAUAAUUUGUGAUAUGUAGAAUUGCAGAAGAUAGUACAAUACAUUUCUUCAAUUAAAGAUGUUUAAAAAAUAGAAGAAGCGUCACGCUUUCUCGGGUUAAAGACUAAGAAAGAUAGAAGAAACAGAAUAUGAUAUCUUCCUAAUUUGUUCUCUCUUCCUAAUAAGAAGUGAGCGCGUAAAAAACACAAUAAUAUUUGUACUCGACGACACUAUUUGAAAAAACACAUUAGAAAGCGUGAUUGUAAAAAGAAGAAGAAAAAACCGAACGAAACUAAGAUGAUGUCGAUCAAUACGAAGACCUCUGGUACCUUUAAGAAAAGCACGCCGUGCUCUGCAACGAUUUGCACGUGUAUAUUUGUAAAAUUAUUUGCAUAGUCGACAUAGUCGAUUGCAAGAAAGAUUGUAAAGAAAGUGAAAAAAACAUUGUACGCUUAAUGUAAAUGUAAACGACUGUCAGUUUUCUACUUGAACCUCUUAUUUCGAAUAUUUUUUGUUAUCGUGCGGGCGCUUGUGAAAUUUGUUGAUAUAUUUAAUAUUUGCUUUUCUAAGAGACAUUCCAUCCUUGAUAAAAUAUCCUUCCCCGUGUAAAGAAUUGAAAAAUUAGCUAAACAAAUUCUCAGGCAAGGGUCUCCUUCGUUAUCUUCAGAACUUCAUUAAAAAAAGGAACAGUAGGCAGCAAAAUUCUUUCUACGUUCAAACAUAUGGUGAAUCUCUCUUUGCUAAAAGUGUCUUAGAACAUUAAUUUCGAAGUACCACUACAAGAAACAAAAUCCUUUCUCUUCGUUGAUUUGUUAAAAAAAAAAAAAAAAAAAA
Messenger RNA from Bombus impatiens (common eastern bumble bee), 3544 nucleotides. RefSeq names its product acyl-CoA Delta(11) desaturase. Lineage: Eukaryota; Metazoa; Arthropoda; Insecta; Hymenoptera; Apidae. The transcript has 6 exons. The record is from RefSeq and is a predicted model, not a curated record. Bases 16 to 1134 code for a protein of 372 amino acids. Gene Ontology annotation, cellular component: endoplasmic reticulum membrane. Gene Ontology annotation, biological process: unsaturated fatty acid biosynthetic process. Gene Ontology annotation, molecular function: stearoyl-CoA 9-desaturase activity; iron ion binding.